CACCACCACCACUACUACCAAUACUACCAGAAUCGGCCAUCGCCACAAAAUUUGGCCAUUACCUUCACCAACAUCAGACGUAAGUCAGAUUUCCCCACCAACAUCACCGUCAGUCAGUGCCCCUACUAUUACAGCCACCACCACUACCACCUGCCCCACCACCACUACCACUGCUAGCACCACCACCACCUGCACCAACCAUCAGCUACCAGGGCACCUUUUCAUCAUCAAUAUUGCCCUAGUAGCCUCACCAGCCAGGUCCCUCCACCAUUACCAACACCACGGCGACCACCACCAAGAUCUUCAACGACCUGACCUCGGAGGGGGCAGGGUCUUGCGAGCUGACGCAGGUCCAGCACUACAAUGACCUGGCCCGCUCCAAGACCACCAACAUGGAUUCCGGCAAGAGGAACGUCACAGACCACACGGAGAAGAACAAACUCAAGGACUCGACCAAAGAUAAACUUGUCAACAAAGAGACGGACAAGUUCACCAAGAAGGGAGGAGCGGUGGAGAAGAAGGAGACGAAGAAGAGUGACAAGGGCCGGAGGGGAUUGAGUCUUAGCCUCAAGAGAUCCAACUUCUGGAACACCUUACACAACAAGACUCUCGAACUGCCAGAGAGACUUCGCAGGGACGAACGUAAGCUGGUCAGGGUGCCGCGUCUUCAGAUCUGGCUCAGUACAGACCAGCAACCCAAAGAACCUCCCCCUGAGGAACACCAGGUUCUUAAUAACACCAGGGAGCCUCUACCCAAACUGCACCUGGACCAGCCUCGGACCAUCUACCGGAGCGCGAGUGAGGGGACCAAGUGGAAGAUUGUGAUAGAUGGUUCCUCUCCUCCCCUUAGCAGAGAUGGUGCUGGUGCCUCCCAUGACCGCCGUAACGAGAGGCCGAAGAGCCCAGUGGAGAAGCAGCCGACAUGGCCCAUCACCUACUCCCACUUCUUACACCCUCGACCACGACUCACCCACCAAGACAACAUUCAGCAUCUACACCAGCAACAUCAGCAACAACAACAACAACAACAACAACAACAACAACAACAACAGCCGCAACAACCACAGCAACAAAAAGAACAGCAGAAGCAGAACCAGCAAAAGAGUGUGGAGGGAGAACGUCGACGAGGGGAGCUGCCUCGUCAGGACGCUGUGGCUGAAGAAGUGGACGCCAGAGAAACAGACCCGCUCAAGCCAGACGACCAGAACAAAGAUGCACUCGACAUCAUAUCCAUCGCCGAUCCGCCCGCCCCCGCCCACACACCCUCACGACCACUACGCCCACGCCUCCUGAAGACACCGAACUGCUUGGGCGUGGGGAACCUGUGGCCGAGGAGGUUUUCCAUGUCGUCCAGGUCGUGUUCAGAUGACAAGAGCGACGUCUCCGAGGUUGGUGCUGGUGGUGGUGGUGGGUGGGCAAACUUCAAACGCCAG
Molecule: messenger RNA, 1433 nt
Organism: Homarus americanus (American lobster)
Lineage: Eukaryota; Metazoa; Arthropoda; Malacostraca; Decapoda; Nephropidae
Product: probable serine/threonine-protein kinase tsuA
Exons: 6
Source: RefSeq, a predicted model, not a curated record